Molecule: messenger RNA, 3251 nt
Organism: Seminavis robusta
Lineage: Eukaryota; Bacillariophyta; Bacillariophyceae; Naviculales; Naviculaceae
Source: the annotation of a GenBank genome assembly
GGACAGCCAACAAAAGCAUCAUCACUCAAUGCGAACAGCGGAGCUGUCAAAUUUUCCUCCGCCCUUCUCCUCCACCUCCACUCGACGGUUUGUCUCCCCUUGUGACAAUGGGAAGUUCAUCGGACACUGCAGCGGCAGCAGGUUCUCCUGCAGCAAGUCGCAGUAUGUGGAAGGGAGUGCUAGCAACGCUGGUGGUGGCACUAGCCAUUCCAAAUGGAUUAUUUUCUUCCAUUCUGCCACCUGCACUGAUCAUUGGUUUGUUUUUGUCCACCUUUGCUUUUCUGGGCUUUCUGAUUGCCUUUGUCAACUUUUAUAUUGGGAAGGACCUACGUAAAUGCUCUCCACUGAAUGAACAUUUGGCUUAUGUAAAUGAAGAAACUCAAUCCUCCGAGUGCAUUAAAGACCUCGAUAGGGUGGCCAGUCCAGAAGGCCUCAGUCAACUGUGGAAGACAGAGAUUCAGAAUAAAAAUGCUACAUGCAAGGUUUUGCUGACGGGCGUCACGGGGUAUGUUGGAAGAGCAUUUUUGUUUCAGUUGUUGAGGGAGAUUUCAGAAGCAGAGCGAAGUGAUGAGGGCGAAGACCAACCGCCUCCAUUGGAUCAUAAAGUCUUUGUGAUGGCUCGGCCCAAAGCGAGAAAAAACUUAUCCGCCCAACAGCGACUGGCCAAAAUGAAGCGAGAUCCAAUGUUCUCGGCCGUUCAGGAACAGUGGGACAAUGUCAUUGUGGCUGUAGAAUGCGGCGACCUCCAGGAGGAAAACUGCGGAAUGACAGAGGAAACACUGAUAACCCUGGCGGAUUCCAAUUUGACUCAUGUGGUCCACUGUGCGGCGGAUGUGAACUUUAACAGACCACUGGCAGAGUCUGCAGGCAUCAAUAUUUCUCCAGCUCUUCAGCUGCAGGGAUUGGCGGCAACAUGGCCAUCCUGCCAAAGAUUUGUGCACUGUUCCACUGCCUUUGUCAAUCCAGGUAGCGGAUCUCCUGAUGCUCCCAUGGCGGAGGAACUCUUUCCACUCGGUAAAUACGAUCCAAAGCAGCUCUACGAAUCGAUGCGUGGCAACCAGAGGUUGGCACUGGAAGCAAAAGCAGAGCUUCAUUUUCCAAAUAACUAUGUGUUUACCAAGUGCGUCGCUGAACACUUGGUGGUACGCUACAACAAGAGAAGUGAAUUGAGAAUUGUCAGACCUGCAAUUGUUGGGCCCGCAUGGGUGUUGCCUUCUCCUGGAUGGAAUGGUGACAAGCCAUCCACAAUCACUGCUCUUUUCCUGCUAUUAGGGACGAGAGUUUUACGGUUCUCUCCACUCACGGACCAACCUACGGCUAUGGUGCCCGUUGAUGUGGUUGCUGUGGGGAUACUGGAUGCCAUGAUUGCUGCAUCCGCGGAACCAAAACCAGACAAUCCACUUUUCCCAUUGACCAUUCGAAACCUCACAUGGUCUCACAAGUCACCAAACAAAUUCAUUUCCGGUAUGCAAUUAGCAAAGCAGUGUAUCCCUGUGUGUGUGCUGAAGCACCUCUUCACAGCAACAGAAGCCGCCGUCACGUUUGCUCUGAUUGAUGCAUCAUCAAAUUACCCAUUCCUCUACCAUUUCCUGCAUCGAGUAUUCAAUCUUGGCCCUCUGAAGCUGCUCCAAUUUGUCUGCUGGACGGCACGAAAGCUUGGCAUAAGGAGUGUCCUAGAGCAAGUUCCCGUUGUCAAGUUGUUGAACUUUAGCGACAUGCUCACGCUCUACAGACCAUAUGUGUCCCGUCCUUACUUCUUUGAGAGCUCCAUGGAUGUCCCGCCUUCGCUGAAUCAGUCACAGUAUUGCAUCUGCUUGUUCACCGCAACACACGCCUUUUGGUCGACACUCUUUCCAGGAACAAUAGAAGAGUUGUCGGAAUUGGAGCUCAUGCCGAAGGGCAGAUUUGAUCUCUGGUGGUCACUCACGCUUCCCUGUGGGUCCUUCAAAAACCGACUCAUUGGCUACCUUGCCUGCAAAAUUAUCCGAGCAACCUACGAAAGCUCUGAGGUCAAUUUUGUGACUCUCUUUCAUGCUGGAAGAACACUGCUGAAGCUCGAGGCAACAAUGAAAGAGCAGAAGCAUUGCGUCGUGCUGGCGCCCACUCAUCGUUCUCUGAUGGACUAUAUCCUUGCCAAGUACAUUGCUUUUUCAAUGGUCGGUUUGGGGAUUGAUGUACCCUCCAUCUACGCCGAUCACGAAUUCAAUGAUCCCAUCCUACUACAACGGAUUGACGUGACAAAGCAAAGAUUUGACCGUCACGCAACCCUGGCAGCGUUUUUGGAGGGGAAACCGAGUCCAGAUGGCAGGCUUCAAAAGCCACGAACUCAAUUUCUCAAAGCCCUUGUGGAAAGUAGAGGUGAUCAUGAUUACACAUUUAUCCCAGUUUGCAUUGACUACGACCGCGUGGACAACCACGACAAGAUUAUGAAAGUAGCAACACGCGAAACAAGUAAGCUUGGUCUGCUCGAGAUGUUCAAACUGUAUUGGAAAAUACGCGCAUGUGGAAAACGCCCACAGUCCUUUGGAGACGUUCGAAUUUCCUUUGGAGUCCCAACAUCGCUGGAUACUAACUCGGACGUUGAUGCCGUUGCUGCUCAUAUCCAAUCGGAGCACCUACGAUUGACAACUGUGUCAGAUCUUCAACUGUCUGCCGCGGAGCGACACUUGCAGAUACCAACGUAUACCCUUGGCACUGCCUUGGAACAAUUGGGUGUCAACAUUUGCAAGAACAAAACAGAGGAAGAAGCCAACCCAGAGGCUCUUUUGCCAACCACCACUCCGGACGACUUGUGGCGUUUGCAUUUGCAGUGGAUGCCUCGAUUGGCUCCGUUCCUGGUCGAUUCUCAUCCGAAAUGGGCGCAAUGGAUUGUGGGUGGAGCGAAAAUGGAUGUUGCUGCUGCGGGAGAAACGAUUUGCUCUGAAGAGAUUGAAGAGGUCCUUCGAAUACUGACAAUGAAGCUGGACACUGCAGAAUCUUUGGUCGAGCAGGCUACAGCUGCGUUGAAGAGCGAUGUAGAGGAGGUGACUGUUGAAAGUUUGGUAGAGGCAGUGAAAUCCCGAUAUCCAGAUGACAGCAUUAGUCAAUCGCCCCUGCUAAAUGCCGCGGCGUCUUUUGCCUUGGAGUAAGAAGAGGGAGAUUUUCAAAUUGCUAAUCUAACUAGCACCUACCGGUUUAUAGUUAGUCGAAAUCCAGUAGCCCCUUGCUACCGUCAGCGACAGAGCGCAUCUUGCUUCCUAAAUCAAGCCCAU